CCACCUCUUCCUGGUUGGCCGGUGUGCUAAAUAGCUAACUUAGGCAGCCUGCAGGCAUGCACGGCUAGCGUGUCGCUAGCUUGUAAGAUUAAUAUGUCCUUGGAACCUUGAUUUGUUACAUGCCUUCUUGCCUUCAUGACUAUUAUUUUGUUGCUGCCCGCCGUUGAGUCUAACGAUCCACAUUUGCCAAGUACACUAAAGAAGUGUUGCUCGUGAGUUUUCUUAAAGGUGAACUUAGGGAACUAACGUUAGGGUCCGAACGCUAGCUAGCUCGCUGGCUCCUAAAACAGGCUAACGUUACUGAAACUCAAAAUGUCUGGACCAGAGUUGCUUUUGGAUUCCAGUAUCCGUCUUUGGGUAGUUUUACCAAUUGUCUUUAUUACUUUUUUCGUUGGAGUUAUCCGUCACUAUGUUACACAACUUUUGCACAGUGACAAAAAACUGGAUCUUGAACAGGUAUCUGAUAGUCAAGUGUUAAUGAGGAGCCGAAUACUGAGAGAGAAUGGAAAGUACAUACCCAAACAGUCAUUUGCCAUGCGAAAGCAGUACUUCAACGAUGCAGAAACUGGGUUUUUCAAGAAAGUCAAGAGAAAGGUUGUUGCUAAAAACCCCAUGACAGAUCCCAGUAUGGUGACCGACAUGAUGAAAGGAAACCUGACCAAUGUGCUUCCGAUGAUAGUGAUUGGAGGAUGGAUAAACUGGGCCUUUUCUGGCUUUGUCACAACUAAAGUGCCCUUUCCACUGACCUUGCGGUUCAAACCAAUGCUUCAAAGAGGAAUUGAGCUGCUGUCACUUGAUGCUUCGUGGGUGAGCUCUGCUUCUUGGUACUUCCUUAACGUUUUUGGGUUGCGCAGUAUGUACAGUCUCAUCCUUGGACAGGACAAUGCUGCUGAUCAGUCAAGGAUCAUGCAGGACCAGAUGACUGGAGCUGCUAUGGCGAUGCCCCCUGACCCAAAUAAGGCCUUCAAGAGUGAAUGGGAGGCUCUGGAGAUCGUUGAGCACAAGUGGGCCCUGGAGAACGUGGAGGAAGAGCUGAUGGCUCAAGACCUCAACUUCCGAGGGCUCUUCAGUCAGGAGCUCAAACGCACUGCCUUCUGAAGAUGGCCUCCCGAGCAUCAUUUGGCACUUGGAAUGAGACUGGUCAAUUAGACCCACCGAUUGAUAGCUUUAUGUGAACAUUUAGCCCAGCUCGACCACUGAGCGUUCAUGUCUUAAAAUGUCUUAAUGUAUGGGAAAAUUAUGAAGAAGAAAAAGGAAUGUUGGCAAGGAGGGAUAUUUAACAUCCUUCAGUGCAGCAAAAAUACACCAGCCGAUUACAUUCAUACAUAACACAACCUAGUUUUUCAUAACAUUCGUUUAAAAAAAAAAAAAAAAAAAUUAUUUCCAAAGGGGUCUGUUGUCCCUUGCUCGUUUGAGUAUUUUAUAUUCUGUGUUAUAUUUGUUUAGAGAAAUCAUAGAGUAUGUCAUGAAUCAGUUAUUGUUCAAAGCUUUUCCAUGUGAAUGUCUUCGGCUUUUGCACCUUUUUAAAUUCAGUGCCAAAUGAUCUUUAAUAAUCCACUUCUCUGCUGUAGUGAAUAUACCUGAAUCGGAGUAUCCCCAUUCUCCUCAUUACUACUGAAAGUUGGAAACUUGUUCAGAAUGUUUUACAUAUUUAAUAAAAAAGUGAAAUACCUGUGGACAUCUAAA
This is a messenger RNA of Clupea harengus (Atlantic herring), 1686 nucleotides long. RefSeq names its product ER membrane protein complex subunit 3-like. The record is from RefSeq and is a predicted model, not a curated record. Gene Ontology annotation, cellular component: membrane; EMC complex. Lineage: Eukaryota; Metazoa; Chordata; Actinopteri; Clupeiformes; Clupeidae. Gene Ontology annotation, biological process: protein folding in endoplasmic reticulum.